AUGGCCAACGCCCUCUGGGACACAAGGGCCAUCUCCUACACAGGAUGUGUUGCACAGCUCUUUUUCCUUCUCCUCUUCAUGUCAGCAGAGUAUUCUUUUCUCACCAUCAUGUCCUAUGACCGCUACGUUGCCAUCUGCAAGCCCCUGCACUACAGGACCUUGAUGGACAGCAGAGCUUGUGCCACCAUGGCAGCAGCUGCCUGGGGCACUGGGGUUCUCAAUUCCCUGCUGCACACUGCCAGUACGUUUUCACUGCCUCUCUGCCAAGGGAAUGUUGUCAACCAGUUUUUCUGUGAAAUCCCCCAGAUUCUCAAGCUCUCCUGCUCAGAAUCAAAUCUCAGGGAAAUUGUGUUUCUCAGUUUUAGUAUCAGUUUAGUAUUUGGUUGCUUUGUUUUUAUAGUGGUGUCCUAUGUGCAGAUCUUCGUGGCUGUGCUGAGGAUGCCCUCUGAGCAGGGACGACACAAAGCCUUCUCCACGUGCCUCCCUCACCUGGCCGUGGUCUCCCUAUUUACCAUCACUGGCUUUUAUGCCUACCUGAAUCUCCACUCUGUCUCCUCUUCAUUCAUGGGCCCAAUGGUAGCAGUUCUGUACUCAGCUGUGCCACCAGCUGUGAACCCCCUCAUCUACAGCAUGAGGAACCACAAAGUCAAGGAUGCA
Messenger RNA from Coturnix japonica (Japanese quail), 657 nucleotides. Its product is annotated as olfactory receptor 14J1-like. The record is from RefSeq and is a predicted model, not a curated record. Gene Ontology annotation, molecular function: olfactory receptor activity; G protein-coupled receptor activity. Gene Ontology annotation, cellular component: membrane. Lineage: Eukaryota; Metazoa; Chordata; Aves; Galliformes; Phasianidae. Gene Ontology annotation, biological process: G protein-coupled receptor signaling pathway.